CCACACACACACGCAACGCCAAAUGCGACCACAUUCUCUUCCCCACCCCUACCCCCACAAAGAGUGAGUUUUCGCCCUCCUCUUUCUUCGUCCUCCCUCCCUUCGUCAAAUCCCUCUCAAAUCCGAGAAAUUUAGUUGUUUUGUUUGUGGAUUUCUACUCCUAUGUAUCCCUAGAGGGUUCACGUGAAUUUAAUGAGCGUCAGUACUUAGUGAACCGAACAACAACUCCAGAACAUAGUGAUGCCUUCUGCCAUGGCUGCGUGCCCAAGGAAGCGCCGCCACUCUAUGGUGGUAACGUCAGAUGAUGUCAUGGUGGUACCCUACAACUCUACAUGGGCGUCAUCACUGCAUGCCGAUUUGCUUCUCCUGGUAGCCUGGCACCUUCUGGAUGGUGACUUGAUGGACUAUGUUCGCCUUCGAGCUGUGUGCAAAAAUUGGCGGUACAUCACUAUUUGCCCACGCGGUCAUGGCAUCACUGAUCCUCGUUUCCACCCGCGUCGUUGGAUGAUGUUGCCCGAGGGUCAUGGUCUCCACCCUGGCCACUACAAGCUCGGGGGGUAUGUUCGCUUUCUCAACCUCGACACGGGGACCUUGGUCCAUGUCAAGCUCCCGUUGUUCAAGAACCACUGCAUUCUUGACUCAAUCAAUGGCCUCCUCCUCCUCCAGAGGGACGAGGACUCCGCCAUUCUCCUCCUCAACCCUUUCACUAGUGACAUCACUGAGCUCCCACCACUCUCCACCCUCCUCACACAAGUGGUGACACAGUCUGAGAUCACAUUUGGCCUAUGCUACUGCUAUCUCCUCAAACAUGGCAUGUCUACUGCUGUCUUCUGCAACAAUGACGGUACCACCACCGUCAUGAUUAUCUUGCAUCAUUUAUCACAGUUGGCCUAUGCUAACUCCCAAGACAAGCAAUGGAUCUUGGCGAGCUGGGAUCUUCCGUUAAACAUGAAAGCUUUUUCAUGUCAAGGCAAGUUAUACUUGGUGCAGUAUCCUGCAUCUCAUGGUUCACAAGUUCUUCAGAUUGACCCACCCUUGCAUGUUGGUUCGCCGCCACCACGGCCAAAGUUAAUUGCCACAUGCCCGACAAAUAAACUUGUCUAUGGUUAUCAUCUGGUAGAAUGUGACUCGAACAUCCUUCUUGUUUGCCAUACUGAUGAUUCUCGAUCACCCAUUUUGAUUUACAACCUUGAGAAUAUUAUUGUGGGAAGGUUUACCCCGGUAAGAAGCAUUGGAAAGCAUGCCCUCUUCCUCGGAGAAAGGAGUCUGAGUGUCUCCUCUAAGGCAUUGCCUACUAUCAUUGUUGAAACUGUCAUCUACAAAGGACCAAGGGAGCAUCGCUUUGUGCAAUACCACCUCAGUACCGCCAAGUGGUCCGAACCAGUUGACGAAUGUGGCAUCUAUGGAUAUAGCCCCGGUCCUCAUAGCCUCAUCCAACAUAUCAUUACUUGUUGCAUUCGUCGUGCUUGGAACAAAGGGCUGAUAUAUUCUGAAGCGGAAGCGUAUAAGCCUAGAUGGCUCACCUGGAAGGUUAAGAGAAAGUUUCGCCAUUGGGCUUAAAGUGAUGCAAGAAGCAUGUCAAUGGAUUUCAAUUCUCCUGGGUUUUACACAGAUGAAUGAACAAGAAAGGAGAGCUUCAUUAUUUUAAAAAUACCUUUGUCGUCGUUUCCUUGUUACAACAACUCAUUCCCGCGGUUCCUAUCGUUACUUUGAGACAAAUAAAUGAACUUUAAUACUUGUAGCCAUGUAGCGCACAAACAAACUGAGCACUCAUGAAAGAUAUAAGUACAUUGCUUGCUAUA
Messenger RNA from Aegilops tauschii subsp. strangulata, 1802 nucleotides. RefSeq lists its product as uncharacterized. The record is from RefSeq and is a predicted model, not a curated record. Lineage: Eukaryota; Viridiplantae; Streptophyta; Magnoliopsida; Poales; Poaceae.